Molecule: messenger RNA, 2424 nt
Organism: Peronospora farinosa
Lineage: Eukaryota; Oomycota; Peronosporomycetes; Peronosporales; Peronosporaceae
Source: the annotation of a GenBank genome assembly
AUGGGGGAGGACGUAACGAAUAGCAACUCGGCUCGCUAUGCCGAGCGUGCCGAGCAGAUGGAGAUGUUACGUGCGACGCAGGAGGAAUUAGCUACCAAGAUCAAAGAACUUCAGAUUUAUGAGACGAAUUAUAUGACCCUUAAGAAGGACUUGUCCCGUUGGAAGAAAAAAUUUGAAUAUGUUUUUCGUGAAAAUGAACUUUUAGCGUUAGAAACGGGGAAAUUGGACGCUUCACACAAACAAAUUGCUUUUCUACAACAAGAAAUGAAAUUUAAAGAAGAAGAAGGGGCAGCCUUACGUGGUCUUGUAAGUGCAUUAGAAGCUGCAACUAAAAAAGAACGAAUGAAACAAUUGGAAGCUGCAAAAGCACGAAAUUCUGAAUUAGUCGCAGUCGCGGCUCUUGCCGCUGAAAGAAAGAGUAAUGAAGAUACAGAUCAGACAUUACAAGCUGAACGGAAAGCCAGACGUGAAGAAAAAGAACAAUAUGCAGCCGAAAUAGCGGCCCUAAAGACGGAAAAUGCGUUACUUUUGAAAGAUGUGGACAGGAAAGAUGAAGAGUUACAAAGACAAGAAGAAAAAAUUACUGUACAUAAAAAACGCAUUGACGGACUUCAGAAAGCACUGAAAGAUGAACAAGAAGCAGGAAUGACGAGACUGAAAGAAAAACAGGAUAAGGUACAGGAAUUGGAAAAACAAGUUCAACAAAUGCAAAUGAGACGACGUUCAAGUGUUGCAGCAGCUUUAGCAAUGGCUGAAGAAGAAGGAAGAGAUACAGUUGGAUUUGGACCAAUGGAUCGAUUGAAAUCGAAUUAUGGAAACGAUGAGAGUGAUGAUGAACCGGAUACACCUCCAGGCACUCCACCACCCAUCUCAUCGGGUGGGUUAUUGCCAUUGGAAGACCCAACAGCUGAUCAGACGAUUCGAGAUUGGACGGAAGACAGAAAAAUUCCAUCUAUACGCAAUUUUGAAGAAGCUUUGGAUCUUGAUAAGUUGGAAGAGUUGAUUCGGAAAUUACCUUAUGAACAUCAAGAAGGAGCAAGUCGUGUGCUUAUGGGUGCAUUGGACCCGGACACAACAGAUGAACCUGUGAAUGAGUCGCAGAUUGUGCUCCGAAACUUGUCAGCGGAACGGCAGGCUGAGUUGCGAGAAUUUUUGUUGCCAUUAUUGAAGUCGCACCCGGCACUGAGGGUUUCGUACUCGACGAUGGAACGUCGUACAUUGGUGACAGAUGUGCGUAUUCAGAUCGAACGUCGCCGUGAUUCUGUCUUGGGUGGAUUUGUGCCUGGUGAGAAACGGUUCGGCAAGGAUCAUUUGUUCUUGGGUCCGUCUAUAGAUGAUGUGGGAAAGCUUGUGCCGCACAUGCCUCGUGUACUUAGUACGGGCAGCAAGGCAAUGUAUAUAUCCAAGCCCAAAGUUGCUUAUCAUUUGGCUAAUGUCGCUGGUGCUUCUUUGUCUCAAGAGAGAGUAAGUGAACAUACAGAGGACAUGGACACAUCGUCCGAGUCGGCAGAGCUACCCGAUACCUCGGCGGCGAAACGAAAGUGGGCCGGGCUGAACGCUGCCAAGUUCAUUGGCACGAUGGCAGCUGGUGCCAAACAGCGCGUGGCAGCUACCUUUAAGGGGGAUGCUAAGUAUACACACGAGGGCACAUCGUGUCAGUUCUGUAAGAUGACGCCUAUUGUGGGAGAGCGUUAUUCGUGUGCCACGUGCGUGGGCUUUGAUCUCUGCGAGAACUGCUACUGUCUUGGCGGUCAUGGCUUGGAAAACUCAGACGAGUUGUUUUAUCGCGUGCAGGAGCUAGUGCUUGCGCGUUGCCCUCGCCUAGCCGAGGAAGUGGAUCUGCUUGAGCUCAUGCGCUUUGAGAUCUGCCGCUCCAACUUGCGCAAAUUUAACUUUUGCCUUAACUGGCUGGCUGACAUUGUCAAUGGAAAAUCAUCAAAGGACUUGCAGGCGCGUGCUUUGGAAAUACCCAGUAUUCGGCGCGAUGUCCGCAAGGUGUUUGUGCCUCUCCUUAUGCGCGUAUGCAGUGACCGAGAAGAUAUUGAGGUCAAGACAGAGUGGGAGCUAGAGGAUGACAACCAGGCUCCAGUUCGCAGCGUUGGCGGUGGAGUUAGUGAAGGAGAUGGCCGUUUUUUGGAGACACUACGAAUCUGGGUCGCAGAUGAGUACCGUACCACAUCACCAUUCGUGGAACGUAGUCUACUUAAGUAUCGUGAAGGCGAGGACGAAGGUGAAGAAGGUGUAGAUAGGCGUGACAACGGCGGCGCUAUUGACGGUGGACAUUUAAAUGGGAAUGGAGGCCAAAAUCACAAUCGUGAUGGCGACGUGAGCAGCUCUGCAGAGGACCCAAGCGGCAGUGUUGAAGGACCCAGUAGUCAACCCGGGCUCGUAGAACGCAAUCGUGUUUUUAGCGAUCACUUCUAG